This is a messenger RNA of Acanthaster planci (crown-of-thorns starfish), 3744 nucleotides long. RefSeq names its product centrosomal protein 57 (gene cep57). The record is from RefSeq and is a predicted model, not a curated record. Gene Ontology annotation, cellular component: centrosome. Gene Ontology annotation, molecular function: microtubule binding; identical protein binding; gamma-tubulin binding. NCBI's taxonomy places the organism in Eukaryota, Metazoa, Echinodermata, Asteroidea, Valvatida, Acanthasteridae.
UACAGAUAGACAUAGAACAGCCAUCGCGCAUUACCACAGCGUAGCAAAAUAUGGCACAAGCCAUCACGAAGUAUUUGGGCGACAUUGCCGUAAAUUUACUUCAAGAUUUCAAGACAACUGGAGGGCCACAGAUACAGAUUGACUUAAAGUGUGAAGAUUCCUGAACAUCUAACAGAUGCAAAAUGACUUCAGCAGGUGUGGCUCCGGAGUCUAUUUCUUCAUAUCAAGACUAUCCAUCCAAUCUGUCAUUGAUCAGUGACAGAUAUCCAGUAAUGAGAACCCCAAAGAGAGUGAAUUCCGCAGCAGAAAGCAACAACAGAGCUGUAAUAUCAGCUUUAUUAGGACUCCAAGAAAAGAUACGCAGACUAGAAGAGGAACGCACUGAGGCUGAAGGCAACUUAAAGUCAUUGGCCACGGAAACAGCUCAUUAUCGUGACUUGAUGAAAAGACAACGUGCGGUUAAGCAAACUUCAGAUAUGCCUGGUUCAAAGGAGACUCAAGAGUUGCAAGGUCAACUUGCUUCUGCAGAGAGUCGUAGUCAGUUGUUGGAGAAACAAUUGGAGUAUAUGAGGAACAUGGUACGUAGUGCUGAGCAAGCGAGAGACAGUGCCCUGAGACAACAAGAACUUCAGAGUAUGCAACUUACUGAGAAAGCAAGUGAGCAAGUUCGUGUUGAAGAAGAGAAAAUACGUGAGUUGGAAAGGGAACAGGUCAAAUUGAAGGCAACGCAAGCACUUGCUGAGAGUAAACUCCAAGACUUGGAGAACAAGGUAAAAGAAGAAAAACACCAUCGUGAAAUGCAGCAUUCUAAGGAAGCUCAUCUUCAGUAUUGGAAAGUAUCGGAUAAGGCGUUGCAAGGCACUUCAAAUAAGGUGAAGAAACCAAAGAAGAAAAAAGGCCCUUCUACAAGUAUUCCUGCAUCUUCCAAAGUACACGUACCUUCCCAUAGCAAACGGCCCUGCUCAUCAAGACACCUUCGAUUGAAAAUGGAAAAUGUUCCAUUUGUUGCUGGCAAGGCAGUCACUCCUAGUCAUAAUGUGAAUGUGAACAUGCAGAGUUUAAUUGCUCUGAUGAAAACUCACCAUUCUGCUUGGUGUGGGAAUGCAUCGGUGAAGAAACAACCAAACCGACUGAAAGCAAUGUCCAAGAAGUCUCAAGCUUUAUCAUCAGGAACUAGCAGUGACAGUGACCUGUCUGAUUUAUUGCUUGGAUUGCAAGAUGAGUUUGGGCAGCUAGCUUUAGAGCACCAGGAACUGACCAAACAAAUCCAGCAGACAGCAGAGCUGCAGUUGCAAGACCAACUAGAACAAGAACUUGCUCAAAUUUUCUCCAGAAUGGAAGCUAAGGGCGAACAGAUAAAUAAACUGAAAAAGCACAAGCAAAAGAUAGCAAAGAAAGUGCCAAAUUAUUCAGCAAAACCAAAGCUGGAAGGGAGAGGUAGACGAUCUCCUAGUGUACCGUCAAGGGAUGGUGAAGUGAAAGUUAUAACAACAGUUACCACCAAAGGCAGCGGAAUAAAGACUAAGUCAUUUAAAGUCAUAACCCCUGAUACCAAAAGCAAUCAACGUGUUCUUCAUAAUAUGAAGACAUUGCAAACAUCAUUAUGCAAAGAUGAUGUGACUUGGGAUUAAAUUUCGUAAUUAUUACAGUUCCUGAAUAAUUUGAAGUUCAUUGUUCAGGGUACAAAGUGGGUUUUGUAAGUGCUGGAAAUAAAAAUUUGAAAUUGAUUGUUACAUGUACAUGUGUCAGUGUUCCUGCUGAAGACAUAACACUUUUCGUGGCAUCUCAAACAUGAACGUAUGAAGUGCACAGUAUACUUUGUAUGUAAUUUUUGAAGUAGAAUCAGAUGUGUUGUAGAGGGAAUAAAUUUAUACCGUUUUGCCCCAACUGUACCAUUUGUCCCAACUAUUAGGACAUCCUUGAGUAUAAUGCUGCACUUGGAGUGGUCCAGCUGUGGUUAGUUCUUAAAAAGCAUUUCCUAACCUCCAAGUUUAUGUGGCAAAAACAUCAUAAAACUAGUUCCUGCAAGCAUUAGCUGCCGAUAUUCAUGUACUUGAAAUGACAACACAUGCUGUACCGCAAAAUGGUAGUUUGAGCUAUGGUUGGGCCAGCCCAGUCGUACCACUAUAAUCCUUACUUGUUAUAAUUUGGGUGUAAUAGUACAUAUAUCACACAAAUGUGUAAAGGAGUCAUGGCACAGAAAAGAGGUGACUUGUGAACUCAUUGGUUUUGCUCUAGGACACCAGCUGAGGUGUUGUCUUUGAUCAAAACUUCUUAGAUGGUUUGGCAAAGAUAUGACCACACUUUUUCUGUACUUGAUUCUUCAAAAUACAUGUACACCGGUGUAUCAAAAGGACAUUUUCAUGAUAGUGUAUUGCCACUAAAUCCAAGUGACUGGGAUAUCUGAACUAUUCCAUAUGGGAAACAAGUGUCUUGAAUAUUAUUCUUAGGUCGUUUUUAUUCAAUAUCAGAUAUUUGAAUGUUUGAAGGAAAUAACAAUUUUGUAAGUGUAUGGAUUUUAGCAGAAUUGAAUCUGGUAAUAAUUUUGGAAACUCGACAUAAAAUCUUUUAAAUAAUAGGUGUAGACAGCUGGUUUUGGAGUGUUCAGUGGAGAUUUUUCUUAUGUUUAUUUUGUUUAAAUGGUUUUCCUUGAAUGAACAAACUGAUUACAGUUUCCGACAAAUUGCAGACAUAUGAAGUGUAGAUUGCUUAGUUUCAUGUAUUCCUUUGCAACAAAAUGACAAAUUGUCAUUGUUACAAGGAAGCCAACUCCGAAUUGUAUACUGAAAAUGUGGGAAAUGAACUGUCUCAAGUUUGUAGCAUAUAUGGUCUAUGUAUUAGCGCAAUGACAAACAAUUAUUGGUUCCUAGCUUGCCUUUUAUGAUAAGCGUUUCAGUUUUUUCGGUUCAUAUGAAAUUCUUAUUACUGCCACAAGGUUGAGUGAGUACAUGUACAUGUACACUUUGAAAUCCAAAAUUGGUAAUUGGAAUACAUGUCCAGCUGAUUUGUGUUUGCCAUGAUAGGCCUCUAUUUAUUAGCCAUGCCUGUUUUUAUUUGUUGUAAAAAUGUCACGGUUGAUUUUUUUCUGUUCUUUAGAAAGAAUAGGUUAAAGAUUUUUUGCAUUUGGCUAAAAUAGAUAAAACAAGUCGUAACCUUAACGAUUUCAGAUGUGAUACUAUGUGGUAAUUGCAGCUUGAAUAAGCAUUUGUGAAUACAUCCAUUUAUCAUUAUAACUUUCAAUUCUUACCCUUCAUUUAACGCUAGGAUGCUACAACGCCAUUAUCCCACCUUGAGGGGGUUCCAGAGAAAGCAUCCCACGCUGCUGUAGGAGACAUAACAUCAAAGAUUAACGAUUAUGAUCGAACUUGAUGAGGUGGUUCAAAGUGCCAUUUGCAUAACAACAUUUUGUUAAAAGAAAAAAGGAACUAUUCUAGAUCAACGUGGGAGAUAUUUUUAGUACACAAAUUGAUUGAUUCCAUGUGUACUUGGAAAGGUUGAGUUAACUAGCAUGAUUUUUCCCGGAGGGUCUGAGAAACAUUCACCAUAAACCUAUCAGAACCAAGAACUGAGACGUCCCCUAAGUUCGAGUACAUGCAAUUUAGGAAACUUCUCUCCGAAAUCAUGUGUCCGGCUAAUUAAUUGAAUUACAGUAACUUAUCUGAAGGUAGGCCAACUCCCCUGAAAGAGUGUACAGUUGGUAACGACGCUCCCAUAAACGGGUGGUUAGAAGGAGUGUUAAAAGCA